This is a messenger RNA of Naegleria gruberi, 2127 nucleotides long. RefSeq lists its product as uncharacterized. Gene Ontology annotation, biological process: protein phosphorylation; mitotic DNA damage checkpoint signaling. Gene Ontology annotation, cellular component: cytoplasm; nucleus. Bases 1 to 2127 code for a protein of 708 amino acids. NCBI's taxonomy places the organism in Eukaryota, Heterolobosea, Eutetramitea, Acrasida, Naegleriidae. Gene Ontology annotation, molecular function: protein serine/threonine kinase activity; ATP binding. The transcript has 2 exons. The record is from RefSeq and is a predicted model, not a curated record.
AUGACAAAAUCCUUUGAUGAAAAGCUUGAGGAACUCCACAAGAAAAAGAACCUCGAUCUUCGCAAAGAUAUCUGGAGAGAAGGCUCCGAAGAAUUCAACCACAAACUCUGUAUUGCAGAGGAUUUAUUGCAAGUAACUUGGCUUUCAGAUCGUCAUCAUCAUUUGGAUCACAACCUCCAUGCUGCAAUACAAAAAGUAUCUGUGAUAACCGACUUUCGAAAUUUCAUAGAACAAUUGUUCUGCCUCAUUGACAAUCUCAAACAGGACAAUGAAGCCAUUUCCACACAUUAUCGUUUGGUCAUUGAAAAAUUUGGGCAUGUUGUCGAUGUUUUCAACUUGAUAGAUUUGAGUGCAGCUUUUCAACUUUUAUCCGAUUGCUUACACCCAACCAAAAUGCAUUCUUUGGGAGAGGAAAUGUUUCAUACCAAUAACACCAAAUACCACAAACUAUUACAACUACCUACUCUCUACGGCUUCAAAAUUAAUGACAAUUUGAUAAAAAACUCGAGAUAUCUCAGCAAGGAAGUAGCAAACUUACUGCAGGGCACUAUUUCACCUGAUAAUUUUUCCGGAUUAGAAUUAAAGAAUGAGAAAGACGUUCCUUUCAAUCGUCUAAAGUUUGGGCAUGAGGACAAGGUAGACUUCGAGACUGCUCACCCUGAUUUCUUGAAGGUAGUGGCUCUAAUAAGAAUGGUUCAUGGCACCUUACUUAAAAACAUAAAGCCCUCUGAAAAACAUGCAAUCCAAAUCGACAAACUGGUUACUUAUGGAUUACUGACAGAGAAGAGGUUUAUUCGUGUGCUGGGAAUUAAAGCUUUUGUUCCACAAACUUCACGUAUCAAGAAAAGAUACAAAUAUCAAUUAUUUAAUGUUGGGAUGUUUCCACUUGACCCUUCAACGACAGAGGAGAAACAAUUACUUGACACAUUUAUUUCAUUCUUACUAGAGGCAAGUAGACAAGCUAAUUUUGAAGAGAACAUUCUUAUCGACACAAUUACCAAAGAGUCUAUGGGAAGAAAGAGAAUGGAAAGUUCUAUUGAAAGUGGAUCUGAUAUUUCACAGGGUGAUAAGUUGGUGAUUCAUCUCACGACAUCAUUAGACACAGUGCUUACAACAACUAUCACACUUCAGGAGUAUCUUUUCGAGAUAAGUACUGGUCAAGGAAGAGGUACUGCUACCAAAGACAUGUUCUAUGGUGUGCUUGAUCAUUCCUCUCAACCAGUGUUUGUAAAGAUUUUCCUUUCGGAAAAACCAGAAUGGAUUGAUAUUGGAAAUAUAUUUCUUCUUCAUGACAGAGUAACUGUGAAUGAUGUAGUUUGUAAAGAACAUAUCGAGAUAUCAAUUGCAGGAACCGAGCUCAAUACUGUUAACAAACGAUCACACCAAGAAAAAUUGCACAUUAUUUCUCAACUGCUGCUUGAAAUUGACCACAUUCACUCAAGAAAGAUAAUACACAAUGACAUUAAACCUAGUAAUAUUAUAAUAUUAGAAGAGGAUCAUUUAAAAUCGACAGUUAUUAAGGAAACAAAUGUCGACCAAAAAAAAGGCCCAAACGUUUUUUGUAAAUUCAUUGAUUUUGAACUAGCCAAGCGUUUUGACAUUGAAGAUGGAGAUACUUGCAAAUUCGUAAACUUGUGGAUACAGUCAACUGCUGGAACCUCUUCUUACAAUGCUCCUGAAAAGGAAUCCACAGGGAAAAACUUUAUUCAUCCAAAAACUGAUAUCUACUCUCUUGGUUUAGUUUUUAUUGAAUUGAUAUUAGAAAAUGAUAUAGAUAAGAAACGGUUGGAAAAUACUGCUGAUGAAAUAUGGCAAACAAUUUCAAUCAAAUGCCACGAGCUAGAGCCCAAUAAGGGUAGUAUGCUAUUUGACAUGCUUAAACAAAUGGUGGCCAUAGAAAGAAAGAAAAGACCUACCACAAGAGAAUGCUUGGCAUUACUUGGCAUUACAGAUAUAGUCGAUACACAAGAUUACAGAUCAUAUUUCUUUCCUUCCAUACGUGAUACUGUUUCCAAUCCAGAAAAAAAUGAAUCAAAACUAAGCACUACUGAAACGAAUAACUCAACCUAUGAAAAGAAGAGAAAGAGAACUUCCUCAUCUAAUGGUGAAAUACCAAAGAAGAAAUAA